Corticium candelabrum is the source of this 823-nucleotide messenger RNA. RefSeq lists its product as uncharacterized. The coding region runs from base 1 to 678 and encodes 225 amino acids. The transcript is spliced from 3 exons. The record is from RefSeq and is a predicted model, not a curated record. NCBI's taxonomy places the organism in Eukaryota, Metazoa, Porifera, Homoscleromorpha, Homosclerophorida, Plakinidae.
AUGGAAACGAAAAUCAGUAGUUUGGAAAGGAACGUGCAAAGUGGUGAACAAGAAAGAAUGGAGUUGCAAAAGUCCAACAUGAAACAGGAAGUAACGAUCUCUCAGCUGCAAGCAGACAACAGGUUUCUUAACCAAAGCUUAACGAUUUAUUGUGAUUUCAAACUACGUCCCAAUGGUUGUGCUCCCGUGUGGAAACAUUCUUACUAUCAGGUCACACCAAACAACAACGUGAGCACGUUCAGUACAUUCAACAAGCCAUGCAUUGAUCUCUCUGACGGUUGGUGUAAUGUAGCCAAUAAGGACACAAUAGAAGGAUCAGAGCAAGUGACAGCGGCCUAUCAUCACGGAACCGUCGUCUACGCCUACAGAGGUGAUCGCAACCCUCAACUGGGGAAGGCAUUGCAAUGGCGAGAUGCUAUUCUCAACAAUCCGUUCAAAAUAACAGACCAUUGUACAAGCAACAACGGCGUCGCACCGGAGCCAGAAGUUGGCAGCCACGCCAUACCAGGAAUAACGUUUGACAAGCAAAAUCCCGGCGAAUACACGAAGCACUGUGACACCGAUCACUAUGCGAUGUCACCACCCACAGACUGCCGUUGGCUAAAAUGCAUUCUACCCACUCAAAUAUCAACGACUACAUCCCUGACACAAAUGACUGUUGCCAUCUAUCUGUGUUGAUUGACGUGGAAGACACUUCAAAGCUGUGAACUAAACCGACUCAUUUUGUCGUAAUUGCACUUGUCGUGUGUGUAGCCCUGCUUGCUUUAUUGUUCUCUAUACAUGUACUGACAGCAUAUGAGCCGCAAACAAAUAUAUGACUGCA